AGGGUUCCUUCAGCAGCCAGUGGCUUUGCUGCAGAAGGCGCCGGGCUGAAUUCUGGAGGAGCUGCUGCUGCGUUUGGAUUCGUGCCGUUGCUGGUUCUGACUCUGGAGAUCACUCAACAUUACAAAAAGGCUGGGCGAUGGAAGUGACAAUGCAGGAACCAUCCUAAGAAGCUUUUCUGAUCAAAGUGGAUCUAACUGGAGACUGGCCGGAUUUGCAAGUCCGUGACUCUCCUCACCUUUGCUUUCCUCCCCACCCUUCUUUUCCCCAGUUGGUUUACGCUCAGGAUUACUUUGGAAACUUUACUGAAAAAGAAAACUGUUGGUUUUCCACGCCCUGGCCAUGUUCGGGAAACUGCUUGCCUUUCAUGGAUUUGUGCCCCCUUCUGGGUAUUGUGUUUGCGCUGGUUGUCUGCAAGCCUAGGAAUUUCCAGGAGGGGCCUCUGUUGUGGAUUGUUUUUGUUUCUAUGGAGAAACGCAAUGAGCUGUUUUACUCCUGAUGACGGGGAAAUCCGCCUUCAGUUUUUUGUAUGCCUGGAAAGGAAUCCUUUAUACAUGUCUGCCAGGAAAUAAAAGCAACAAAAGAAAAGAAAUGAGUCGUCAGACUGCCACAGCACUUCCGACAGGUACCUCCAAGUGCACACCGUCCCAAAGGGUACCGGCCUUGACGGGCACCACCGCUUCCAACAAUGACUUGGCCAGCCUCUUUGAGUGCCCCGUCUGCUUUGACUAUGUGCUGCCACCUAUCCUCCAGUGCCAAAGCGGGCACCUCGUUUGUAGUAAUUGCCGCCCCAAGCUCACCUGUUGUCCGACCUGCCGAGGACCGUUGGGUUCCAUUCGGAAUUUGGCUAUGGAAAAAGUUGCCAACUCCGUACUGUUUCCUUGUAAAUACGCCUCCUCCGGCUGCGAGAUCACCUUGCCGCAUACCGAGAAAGCUGACCACGAAGAGCUUUGUGAAUUCAGGCCUUACUCUUGUCCGUGCCCUGGGGCCUCUUGUAAGUGGCAAGGCUCUCUGGAUGCUGUCAUGCCACACCUCAUGCACCAACAUAAAUCCAUAACAACGCUACAGGGAGAAGAUAUUGUUUUCCUCGCUACGGACAUUAACCUUCCUGGAGCUGUCGAUUGGGUUAUGAUGCAGUCUUGCUUUGGCUUUCACUUCAUGUUAGUACUGGAGAAACAGGAGAAAUACGAUGGCCACCAGCAGUUCUUUGCAAUCGUACAGUUGAUAGGCACGCGGAAGCAAGCGGAAAAUUUUGCUUACCGCCUCGAGCUGAACGGUCACAGGCGGCGAUUGACUUGGGAAGCAACCCCGCGAUCGAUCCACGAGGGGAUCGCAACCGCCAUUAUGAAUAGUGACUGCUUAGUCUUCGAUACCAGCAUUGCACAGCUGUUUGCAGAGAACGGCAACUUAGGUAUUAAUGUGACAAUUUCAAUGUGCUGAAACCCCAAUCUGACAUUUUCAGGGCCAGUGUCUAAAAAAUAAUAAUCAUCACCACCUCAAUCCAAAUCCGCUGCAUUCAAGUUUCACAGAAACUGUGGUAAACAUCUGACUGCUAGGUGUGAACUAUUGGGAGGGAGAGGCUAGCAUAAAUGAAGGCAAAUUAAUGGGAAGACUGUUCAGGUGCAGAUAACAGUUGCAUGUAAUAACACUAAUAUAUUUAAAUGAGUCAGCAUUAAACCACUGAGAA
Pseudonaja textilis is the source of this 1685-nucleotide messenger RNA. It is a transcript of the gene SIAH1, whose product is annotated as siah E3 ubiquitin protein ligase 1. Gene Ontology annotation, biological process: proteasome-mediated ubiquitin-dependent protein catabolic process; multicellular organism development. Gene Ontology annotation, cellular component: cytoplasm. Lineage: Eukaryota; Metazoa; Chordata; Lepidosauria; Squamata; Elapidae. Gene Ontology annotation, molecular function: ubiquitin conjugating enzyme binding; zinc ion binding; ubiquitin protein ligase activity. The record is from RefSeq and is a predicted model, not a curated record.